GGCGGGGUGCGGAGGCUGUCGUGAGGGGGCUCUGGCCAAUGGGGAAGCGUGCCGGGCCUGGUGGGCGGGGCGUCGAGGCCUUGUCACGCUCGGGUCCGUGUGAAAACGGGGGUUCCGAGUGCAAAGCAAAGUUUUUUUGUAAACCGUCUGCAAAGGAGGGGGGGCGAAGAAGGCGCCGGAGACCGGGCCGAGUGCAGCUGCCGUGGCCGCCGCCUUUUUAGCUCUUCAGGCGUCGGCUCCCGGGUCCGAGCCACAGCGGAGGAGACCAGCAAGGGAAAGACCUGCGCGGAGAGCCUGCAGAUGCUCGGAGCCUUCGUAGCGCGGAGCUGCCCGUCGCCCGCCCCCGCCGCCCGCCUGCUCCUGCUCCUGCUCCGGCUCUUCGUCCCCGGGCUCCGGGAGCCCCAGCUCCCCGCCGCCGCCGCCGCCUCGGCCUCCGCCGCCCCUCUGUGGGUGUGGGGACUGCUGGGGCUGAGCCGGGCCUCCGCGCCGGCUCCGAGGACGGACGCCUGAGGAGCUGCGCGCCGCCGGCCCGCCGGGGACGCCCGCAGGCGCGGGGGCUCGGCGGCUUGACCCCCGGGCUCGCCCCCGUCCGGCCGCGGAGGCCCGUCAGCGGUUUCCCCAGCGGCCCGGUCGGGCGGCGAGAGACCCGCGCGGCCCUCCCGCCUCGGUCGCCCGGUCGCCGGUCGCCGGCCGCCGGCGACUCGCUGCCACCGCCAGUGUAGCCGCCGGGCCGCGCUCGGCGGGCCCCUGAGCCGCAGCCAUGGGGUGCUGGGGUCGGAACCGGGGCCGGCUGCUGUGCAUGCUGAUGCUGACCUUCAUGUUCAUGGUGCUGGAGGUGGUGGUGAGCCGGGUGACCUCGUCCCUGGCGAUGCUCUCCGACUCCUUCCACAUGCUGUCGGACGUGCUGGCGCUGGUGGUGGCGCUGGUGGCUGAGCGCUUCGCCCGGCGGACCCACGCCACCCAGAAGAACACGUUCGGUUGGAUCCGGGCCGAAGUGAUGGGGGCUCUCGUGAACGCCAUCUUCCUGACCGGCCUCUGCUUCGCCAUCCUGCUGGAGGCCAUCGAGCGCUUCAUCGAGCCGCACGAGAUGCAGCAGCCGCUGGUGGUCCUCGGGGUCGGCGUGGCCGGGCUGCUGGUCAACGUGAUGGGGCUCUGCCUCUUCCACCAUCACAGCGGCUUCGGCAACGAUUCCGGCCACGGCCACUCGCACGGGGGUCACGGCCACCCCAAGGGGGCCCGCGGCAAGAGCAACCGCACCGGGAGCAGCGACAACAGCGUGACCCCAGGCGAGCAGAGGCCCGAACAGGAGGAGACCAACACCCUAGUGUCCAAUAGCAGCAGCUCCAACGGGCUGAAACUGGACCGGCCAGAUCCAGAAAAGUCCAGAAAUGAUGCAGUGGAAGUACAAGUGAAUGGGAAUCUUAUCAGAGAACCUGACCAUAUGGAAUUGGAAGAUGAUAAUAAGGCUGGACAACUUAACAUGCGUGGAGUUUUCCUGCAUGUCUUUGGAGAUGCUUUGGGUUCAGUGAUUGUAGUAGUAAAUGCCUUGGUCUUUUACUUUUCUUGGAAGGGUUGUCCUAAAGGGGAGUUUUGUGUGAAUCCAUGUAUCCCUGACCCCUGCAAAGCAUUUGUAGAAAUAAUUAAUAGUACUCAUGCAACAGUUUAUGAAGCUGGUCCUUGCUGGGUGCUAUAUUUAGAUCCAACUCUUUGCAUUGUAAUGGUUUGUAUACUUCUUUACACAACUUAUCCGUUACUUAAGGAAUCUGCUCUUAUUCUUCUACAAACUGUUCCUAAACAAAUUGAUAUCAAAAAUUUGAUAAAAGAACUUCGAGGUGUUGAAGGAGUUGAGGAAGUUCAUGAAUUACAUGUUUGGCAACUGGCUGGAAGCAGAAUCAUUGCCACUGCUCACAUAAAAUGUGAAGACCCGGCAUCAUACAUGCAGGUGGCCAAAAUCAUUAAGGACGUUUUUCAUAAUCACGGAAUUCACGCUACUACCAUCCAGCCUGAAUUUGCUAGUGUAGGCUCUAAAUCAAGUGUGGUCCCAUGUGAACUUGCCUGCAGAACUCAGUGUGCUUUGAAGCAAUGUUGUGGGACCCGGCCACAAGCCCCUUCUGGAAAGGAUGCAGAAAAGGCCCCGACAGUUAGCAUUUCCUGUUUAGAACUUAGCGACAAUCUAGAGAAGAAGCCCAAGAGGACUAAAGCUGAAAGCAUCCCUGCUGUUGUGAUAGAGAUUAAAAAAAUGCCAAACAAACAACCUGAAUCAUCUUUGUGAGUCUUGAGAAAGAUGUGGUAUUUGACUUUUGCUUUAAACUGCAAGAGGAAAAAGACUCCAUUGAAAUUCUAAGUUUGCCAAGUAGUGUAAUUGAAGUCCUUGUCUGGUCACACAGUUUAAUUCUAUUUUUGUAAGAACAUAAUGGGACUGCUUAACAUAGUUCUAUAUUACAACUUUGUGAUUAUUAGUGCAGAGUACAGCUAUGCUGUAACAAUUUUGGAAAGCCACUUUUAACACUAUGUUACAUUUUUGUUUAAAGUAAGUAUAAACCUUAUAUAACAUAAUGACAUUUGAUUUCCAGUUUUUCCAUGGUAAAAAAUUAAUUAGGGGGAUAAAUAAAUUAAAAUUGUUACUGGAAUUUCUCUGCUUUUCUUUUCCCCCAGUAUUAUACUUUAUUUAUUAGAAUUAGAAUCACUAAACUUUGAAAAUCAUCAACAGGUUCGUUUCCUUUGAUGUUUCGGGUAAUAUUUAUUUGCCCUCUGAGAUCAUUACGUAGCAUAAUGGCAGCAUGUUUUUAAGAAUGACUCAUGGAUAUUAUUAGGAAAGGUUCCCCUUUUUCUUCACAUGGGGUAUUUACGAUACUAAAGAUCAGUUACUGUCCUGGAUUCUGUCUUGCUGAGUAUUAUUCUAAUAAACAAUUGAAAUAAUUAACAAGUUGAACUAUAGUUUACAUAUGAUAGGGCAUAUGAGAGUAAGAUCAGGGAAGAAGGCUCACCAAAUUAAAUAUAUAGAUUGUGGUAAGUUAAUAGACUGCAUUUCUAAAUUAUUCGGAGAAUCUUAACUCCUAUCUUCUUUUACCAAAGUUAGUCUAAAAUGUGGACAUGUUCACCAGCAUCACUUUCUUUGAAAGAUUUUCAUUAGAACAUUGAGCUGAAAGUUGGCUUACGAAAUAUAUACAGUAAGUAUUUUUAAGGCCGUUAAAGCUAACCUAAUAAUUACCUGUUAAAUGGCAAGCUUAUUCAUGUAAUCUUUUCAGUUGUAGAUAUUUACAAAAAACUUAACGUUAGUCGUUUCACGGUGACCAAUCAUGAAUGGAUCCAAACAGCUUUUUUCGAGCACAACCAGCAGUUCUUGUGCUUUGCCCAGAGCCACUGACUUAGGGGGGAGAGAAAAGAAAUCUAAGGGUUAAUACAAUUUGGAUACUAAAGUCGUAGAAAGCAAAGUUAACGAAGGCAAAAUUAAUCAUUAAGAUUCUGUAGGUCAUCCAAUCUUGACCUAUCUCGGAUCUUCUAAUAGUGGUCUAUUUUGUAAGAUUGCCACAGUAUCUACACAGGAUGUUCCUGGCUAUGACAUUGUUGCUGUGGGUUUCAAAUCCAUACACAAAUAUUAUUUAAGGCUAGUUAAGUUAUAUUUUUCUUGACAGAGAGGGGCUAUGCUUUGUGAAGAAACUAGAGUUUUGUCCUCAAAAGGAUGAAUAGGAGUGUCGGUUAUCAUGUAUAGCUCUAUUUUUCUAGAAAUAAGGUAUCCUGACUACUUCAGUAACUUUUAUAGCUGACUACUUUUGGGGUGGCUGUCUUUUGGGAUUUGAAAUAAUUCAUUGUUGAAUGGGUCUUAAGAUGAAGGCAUCGGCAUUGGGCAGUUAACUUUUUAAAGGGAUCUUUUGUGGUAGAUGGUGUGUUUUUUUCUAGUAUAAGCCUAUUGCUGGCAAUGGGCCUAUUUAAGAACAGCCGAUUUUUCCAAUGAGAAUGAGGUAAUUUUAGGAACACCGUUUGUAAGUUCACAUUUGCUAUAAUGGGCCAAAACCAUAACCUGCCAAUUUGCAAUACAUCUUGAUCUUUUAAUACUCUUAUCUGAUAAUUGUGUAAUUCAAUUCCUAAACUGGAAGUUACUUUGAAUUUUGCAAAACAGUUUUUUAAACAUGAAAUUUGGGAAUCUCCUUAUUUGGGUAAACGAGAAAGAAAGCUUGAAACUGUACUGUUACCAUGUACAUUCCUGACUUAACACUUAAAACUACAAAACGUUUCAUUAAGAUCUUAAAACACUCUAUGUUACAGAAACAUUUUGGUAACAAUGCAUACAAUAGGAUAAUUGGUAAAAUACAUUCAGCGGGGUUUUCUUUACAAAUGCUCUAUUGGGUCUUUCUUAAAGGUUGUACAACGUAUAAGACAUCAGCUAACUGAGUUUUUGUUUCUGUUUUUGUUUUAAUGGUGUACAGGCAUGGAACAAGGGCUUUUUUUUUUUUUUUUCCCCAAAAGUGCUUUGGAGGUAAAAGCCUUUAGAUUUCAGUUAUUUCACUUUGCAUAAUUUUUAAGUAGCUUAUAUGUAACAAAGUGGUACCACAGAAUUCUUUUUUUCAGAGGACUUUGUCAUAAUAGCAAAAUCAGUGGGCACUGACUCACCUUUUGAGUUUUAGCAGAGAAUUAUUUAUUUCUUUACAAUGCACUUUCUAACCCAUUUUUAGCAUUAUCUUUUUAAAAAUGCUUUUAUAUUUAAAUAUUGUGGGAUUUAAGUGUCUUUUCCAAAAUAGCUUAUUCCUCCCUGAAAGAAAAUGAGGGGAAUACCCUGAAUUAUUAGGAGACUUAAACCCAAUAUUUAAAUAUGCUUUUUAUAGCAAUGCAUCAAUUUUAGGAGGUGCAUCUCUCCUGCUGGCUCUUUUAUAUUUGAGCAAGAUCAGUGUGUUUAGAAUAUGUGUUUAGAAACUUGUCUGUUGUCUCGGUUUUGUGAAAAGGAGGUGCUGCAUGUGCCUGAAUUAAAACCAACGCAAAUUUUUCCAAGCCAAAUGCCGCCUUAGUGAUGAGAGUGAUUUCAUUCUCCACUGUCACCUUAUAGCUUCUAUGAUUGUUUAAAGGUUUUUUUUGAAGGGCAUCUGCAUGGUAAAAAUAUGGACCAGGACCUUUUAAAAAAGUCAAAAAAGGACAAAAGCUUUGGUGUAUGAAUUUUAGCGUUUUAGAAAACAAUGUCUGGAUAACUAAGGUAUGUAAUUUGAAUAGGAAAAAUUUCCAUCAAGAGCACCUUGAAAAAUCUCAAUAGGUAGAAGACUAUGGUUAUAACAUGUUUGUAUCUUGUUUAACAUGCCCAGUUAAUUUUGAAUUUUUGAAAGUUUGGGGGGAAAUGGCCUAUGGAACCUAGUGUGAAGUGUUUAGUAGGCUAACCGGUAUUGAGUUGAAGAUUUUCACUGUUUAUAAGCAGAUACCGUUUGAAUGAUAUAAAUGUCAUUUACCUGCUGUCUUAAGAUGUUCACACAUACACAAAUAUGGAGAAUAAUUCUACAAUAUGGAAAUAUUUAUUUUAAUAGAGUUUCAGUUAAGUCCUAAAACAGUGUUAAAACUCUUGGGAAGGUGGAGGGUUUUUUGUUGUUUUUUUCAGUGGAAAACUGUCAAAUACAGUGUUUGGCCACCUGAAAUGGGAAUUGUAAUAGCACUAUUUUCAUGUAGCGCUACCAAUAUUAUGUGGCAAUGCUAUUCUGUCGUACUAACAAGCUCUGGAAUAUUUAGCGGUCCUUUUCACCGGCACAGGAGCCUUUUGUAUGUCAUUCACUUUAAACUUUUAAACCAAAAAUUUUGUGGUCCGGUGUCUUUGGCAAAAAGAUGCUGAAGGGAAUGUAACAUACAAUUGUUAUGUGGCUAUAUAUAAAAAGACACAAAUUGCCCUGUUAUGGUUCUGCCUUGAAACAGCACAAUGAAGCGUAUCGAUGUAUUCUGUGAUUCUUUAUGAAACUUCCAUGUUGUGUCGUUUUGUGUCAACCAUAGCCUGUCCUUUGGGCCAGAUGUGGCACAGUUAAAUGCAAGUAUCAUCUCAUUAAAUGCAGAUGCAGAUCAAAUGUCCUUUAGUGCUGCAACAUUUUACCUGACUUUUUGUAUGUUUUAUGACUGUGCGUUGUUUUCCAAAGCUGUUCCUACCUCACCAUGAGGCUUUAUGGAUUGUUAUGUAUUAUAAAUGUUCUUUAUGAGACAGACUACUGUGUUUCUUCUCAUUUAUUAAAUGUCAAGUAGAAAAAUAAACUAAUUUUAAUACCUACUUCA
This is a messenger RNA of Panthera uncia (snow leopard), 6234 nucleotides long. RefSeq names its product solute carrier family 30 member 1 (gene SLC30A1). Bases 761 to 2272 code for a protein of 503 amino acids. Gene Ontology annotation, molecular function: calcium channel inhibitor activity; zinc ion transmembrane transporter activity. Gene Ontology annotation, cellular component: endoplasmic reticulum; Golgi apparatus; membrane. The transcript is spliced from 2 exons. Lineage: Eukaryota; Metazoa; Chordata; Mammalia; Carnivora; Felidae. Gene Ontology annotation, biological process: zinc ion transmembrane transport; intracellular zinc ion homeostasis; detoxification of zinc ion. The record is from RefSeq and is a predicted model, not a curated record.